AUGGGAAUUGAAGUAAAGAUGCGACGAAGAAAUAGCUAUGGAAGCUCGGCUGGAUCUCAUCUCGCACCCAGUGGCACAAGGCGGUAUCCUAACAGAGAAGUUACCCCCAGACACUUUAACCAGCCAGGUUACCCGCACUCAGGACCCCCACCCUUCAUACCAAAUCCGGAUUAUGUGCACCACAGCCCUUACGAAGCCCCACAAGACCCCUAUCACCCAUAUGAACCCAGUUCUGCUGUUGGGUAUCCGCUUGAUAAAUCUCACAGAGCGCACCACGGUGGUAACACAAUCAAAUUGGCAUAUCCAAAGCGCUCCUCUCAUCUCUCAUCAGGAGAAGAGAAUUCUCAGGCCUAUCAUCUUCACCAUCAGCCUUCAUCAGGAUCCAAUAAACCCGAUUAUCCACCGGCAGGAAGUUCAGAUGAACUCAAAGAGAUUCCAGUUUGGUCUCCGUACGGUGUAGUACCGCUUCAGCCAGAAAAUACUAUACCAUUUAACCUUGAGUUUAAACCACCAUCAACUUUCUCCUUUCUUGUAUAA
This is a messenger RNA of Melampsora larici-populina 98AG31, 537 nucleotides long. RefSeq lists its product as uncharacterized. Lineage: Eukaryota; Fungi; Basidiomycota; Pucciniomycetes; Pucciniales; Melampsoraceae. The record is from RefSeq and is a predicted model, not a curated record. The transcript has 3 exons. Bases 1 to 537 code for a protein of 178 amino acids.